Brassica napus (rape) is the source of this 1532-nucleotide messenger RNA. Its product is annotated as zinc-finger homeodomain protein 3-like. The record is from RefSeq and is a predicted model, not a curated record. Gene Ontology annotation, cellular component: nucleus. The transcript is spliced from 2 exons. Gene Ontology annotation, molecular function: DNA-binding transcription factor activity; transcription cis-regulatory region binding. NCBI's taxonomy places the organism in Eukaryota, Viridiplantae, Streptophyta, Magnoliopsida, Brassicales, Brassicaceae. Bases 534 to 1445 code for a protein of 303 amino acids. Gene Ontology annotation, biological process: regulation of DNA-templated transcription; regulation of developmental process.
CUUUAGAAAUAAGUGACUGCAAUAUUUUAUAUUGUAAAUACUGCAUUCACCAGCAAAAAUGCAAACAAAUACUGCACUAACUUUUAAAUCUUGUUAAAAAAAACUUUUAAAUCUUGGUGUAAAUUAACGGUACGUUUUGUUCGCCUCUCUAUACCUUUUAAUAAAUUGAAACUAGGUCAAAAUGAUGUAAUUAAGUAACGAUGUUUUUCCUCUUUGUCUGUAGAAAAACGAGAAGUAGUUUCUCUCUCUCUCUAGGCUAAUACUCCUAAAAUCCCUUAGUUUAAGCAGUGACUUCACUUCCAAAACAAUUAUCUCUUUCGCUCACUCUCUUUAGUUCCUUCUUCUUUAUUCGAAGUCUUUCGCUUUACAAAACCAUAAUAAAAUUUUAAUACUUCUCAAUCUCCCUAUAACUCUCAGAUCACUAUGGUCUAGAUACUUUUUUCCUGAAGACCAGUUUUAAUUUGUUUCUCCGAAGCAUAGUAAUUAAACGCAAGUUGCGCUGCUUUUCUGGUUGCGAGGAGAAAGAUCAAAUAAUGGAAGUUGCGAGUCAAGAAGAACAUGACAUGCCUAUUCCAAUUAACACUACUCAUGGUGGGCAUGGACACAUGAUACACCGUCAUCAUGAUCAUCGCCAUCAUAAUCCUGCCAAUUCUACUCAUCCAAACCAACUAAUGGUCCUCUCAAAUGGUAAUGGUUUUGGGCAAAACCAUGACGAUCCUGAUCACCACAAUGUGGGCUACAACAUCAUGAUCAGCAACAACAACAACAAGGAGAAGCAUGUGGUUAACAAGUACAAGGAAUGUUUGAAGAACCAUGCAGCUUCCACGGGAGGCCAUGCUAUUGAUGGUUGUGGAGAGUUUAUGCCAAGUGGUGAAGAAGGUUCCAUAGAAGCUCUCACUUGCUCAGCUUGUAACUGCCAUAGAAACUUUCAUAGAAGAGAAAUAGAAGGCGAAGAAAAAACUUUUUUUUCCCCUUACCACCACAACCAACCGCAGAGAAAACUCAUGUUCCAUGACCACCACAAGAUGACCAAAUCACCACUUCCACAGCAAAUGAUAAUGCCAAUUGGCGUUGCAAAUGCAGCUAUAUCAAACUCAGAGUCAGAGGAUCAUAUGGAGGAAGACUUACCAUUUCGGCAGCCACCACCGUACAAUCGCGGUGGACAUAAUCAAAAGAAGAGGUUUAGGACAAAGUUUACUCAGGAGCAGAAGGAGAAGAUGCUGAGUUUUGCGGAGAGGAUUGGUUGGAAGAUGCAGAGACAAGAGGAAUCUGUUGUUCAGAAGUUUUGUCAAGAGAUCGGAGUUAGGAGAAGAGUUCUUAAAGUCUGGAUUCAUAACAACAAACACAAUCUAUCCAAGAAGAGUAAUAAUAACAAUGUCGAGAUUUCUGCUGGUAACAACGACAUCAAUAAAGCUCUUACCGGAAAUCUUGCUCCUAGUUCUUAAUUAGUUUACGUUGGGAUUGUUAUUAUCUAUGUUUUCUUAAUGCAAGUACCUUAUGGUUAAUGUUUUAACUCUAUUGUUCGGUGUUAA